UCAGCUGAUUGGCCCAGAGCAUCCUUCUGUCUCUUGCACUUUGCCCCUCCUGCAAACAUUCUCCCCAGCAGAGAUUGGAGGAGACAGUCGAGGCACAGUGUGUGUGAGUGUGUGCGCGUGUGGAGGAAAUGUAAAUAAAUGGGAAGACAAGCUGGGAGACUGUGCACACAGCAGCAAUUCAGCUGGGAGAAGUUGGUGAGCAAGAGUGGCAGCAAACCUGUGGAGCUGCAGCGGAAGGAGACACUGCUCCCAAAGCCAGAUUGCAGAAAGGCCAGGCACAGGUGGCUUCCAUACAUACCUGAGACUUGAAACGUGGGCCUCUCACCAGCCCGCCAUACCCACACAGGCACAAGAGCAUGUCUUUGGCAGUGAAAGAGAAGAGCCAAGUGCGCCUGGUGUUUCUGGGAGCAGCCGGGGUUGGCAAGACAGCCCUGAUCCGGCGCUUCCUGCAAGACACCUUUGAGCCCAAGCAUCGGCGGACAGUGGAGGAGCUGCACAGCAAGGAAUACGAGGUGAGUGGAGUCACCAUCAAGGUGGAGAUCCUGGACACCAGUGGUAGCUACUCCUUCCCAGCGAUGCGCAAACUCUCCAUCCAGAACAGCGAUGCCUUUGUGUUGGUCUACGCCGUGGACGAUGCAGAGUCAUUUGAGUGCGUGAAGACUCUGCAUGAAGAGAUCCUUGAGCUGAAAGAAGAUAAGUUUCCACCCAUCGUAGUGGUGGGCAAUAAGGCAGAAGCUGGCGGUCUGAGGCAGGUGAUGCCAGAAGAUGCCCUUUCCUUGGUGGAGCUCGACUGGAACAGCCGUUUCCUGGAGGCAUCGGCUAAGGAGAAUGAGAACGUGAUGGAGGUCUUCAGGGAGCUGCUCCAGCAAGUCAACCUGCCCAGCCGGCUGAGCCCUGCCCUGCGCAGAAGACGGGAGACCUUCCCCAACCAGCCCCCGCUCAGGCCCCCCAUGAACAAAGCCAACAGUUGUACUGUCUGUUGAACGAUGUGAAGAUGACAGUGGCAAGAUUUUGUCUUUGGCAAAACCAAGGCGGGCUGGCUACGGAGUCCGGCUUGCACCCGCCACAUCAGUGUUGUGGUAUUCAGUCGUUUGGAAGGGGGGAGGGCUCCGGAGCCAUUUGUGAACUCCAACAAUUUGUCAUGAUGUAGUGAUUUCAGCUUUUAGUGCCCCAGAGCCACAGCUAAUUGUGUGCCCCUUUCAUGCAUUCUGUUUUGAGUUGCAACCCAAGGAUUGGAAAACCUUGAUGCUAAGGCACACCUGUUCC
Molecule: messenger RNA, 1266 nt
Organism: Elgaria multicarinata webbii
Lineage: Eukaryota; Metazoa; Chordata; Lepidosauria; Squamata; Anguidae
Product: GTP-binding protein Rhes-like
Exons: 1
Coding region: 357-983 (208 amino acids)
Molecular function (GO): GTPase activity; GTP binding
Source: RefSeq, a predicted model, not a curated record